Iphiclides podalirius (scarce swallowtail) is the source of this 651-nucleotide messenger RNA. The record is from the annotation of a GenBank genome assembly. NCBI's taxonomy places the organism in Eukaryota, Metazoa, Arthropoda, Insecta, Lepidoptera, Papilionidae.
AUGAGAGUGAUCUUGUCACUUUUCCCCGCUAUAUUCGGUUGGAGUCGUGUAAUAGGAACCAUUGAUAUGUCUGCUCGGGUGUUCGAAUACAUCGUCGAUCAACUGACCGCCUACGAAUGCCGCAAGCUGGUCGCUUCAUUGUAUUUCGUGUCGGAUGACCUGCCUAGCGUGUUGGCGGAGGCCGAGGAGAGAAUACCUUCGAGUAUUUCGUGCUACGACCUGCUGAUUAGCUGGAACGGCGGUCGAGAGAAGUGGCAGGGUCGGGGUAAGUCGCACGGAAUAGUCGCGAGGCGGCUACGCCAACUGGGGAAGUCGGAGUUAGCUAGGCGACUCUCUGUCAUGGUAUUCCACAAUUUGGCCGAAGACAUAAAUAAGACUCUACUUAAUUACGCCUUUGACGACAACGGAAGCAACAAAGCCGGCCGUAGGCGAAAGCUGCUUAAGAAUAAACAUGUAAGCGCGUACAAACACUGUGAAGUGUAUGAUUCAGUUUUGUGGGCCGCACUACUAAGUAUGAGUGGGCUUGUACUGUUCAGUUGCUGUCGGGUCAUAUACUUAGCUUGCAAGAAUCUUAAGAUCGGCAAAGUUUCAGAUGAAGAGGAAUUGAAUUAUUUAUUAAAAGAUCGCCUUGUCACUGACGAUCAAGACUCG